ACUUUACAAUCCAUACAACAUAUAUCAGUAUAUCCAACGAUAUUAACAGAGCCAGUCGGGCCAUAUAUGGGCUUUUGUCCGGGUACGAAACAAGCGGUCGCAUUCUGCGGUUCUGCCUCCGUCCGUGCUCAUCAUCACUACUCGUGACGAUUGGAUCAGCGAGAGUUAUUACCCAAAAAAACGUGAGUGGUAUUGCUUGAAUUUCUUCAGUCUCCAGCCAACCAGCAAUAUUUUCAUGGUUAAUUCUGUAGAUCAUUUACCAAACUCUGCUUUUCAUUCUCACUCUUUGUUUGGCGUAAAGUGGGCUCAUAUAAUCGAUUCACUGCGACACCGGGGCGCGUGGCGCCUUGCAUCAAUUUAUCUGCAAUAUACUGCUGUGCCAACCGCGAAGACCUGAAAUUCAACCAAACUACUGUGAGGGGAUGAACUGUUCUGACACGUAGCUGUGAGUACUCCCAAGUUGCAACUCCAUCUUAUGGACAGAUGGUAUCAAUUCGUCAUUGUACCAUAGACUUGUUCUGGUCCUUCUGGAACAGAGAGUCGUGAUCACCAAAGAAAUCCAAUUGACGUUACUCUUUCUUCAUCUUUACAUACCAAUUCGAGCAUAUACUUUGAAGCAGGCCUUGUAAUUUGUUUCAAUCUUGGAUCUAAGAGCACAAAUCAGGAGCUAGAGUUGGAUACAAUCCUCAAAGCGACCUCACUGAAUUCUUUAUUGAGGGGAGUUGCCUAGUAGUACUAUCAACAUUCAGACAGAAAAGAAAUAAAGAAAGCACAACUAGUUCUAAGAAAAAGCAGAGAUGGGUUUUGGAGUUUCUUCUUGGAACAUCUUCCUUGGCGUCCUAAUCGUUGUGAUGAUCGCACAAGGAGCUAGGAAGAUCACUUAUGGAGAAUGGAAAAUACCAGAUCAUAAUGGGGUUACAUAUGAUCUGCGCCAACAUCACGACAUGAAUGAGCAGCAGAGAUUUGAUCCGGCUAAGCAAGUCGAUGGCGAUUAUCAUCAUCAUCAACAUAGUCACAAUAUGCCUCAUAUGGACCCUUCAGUGAACAUUUUCUUUACCAUAAAAGACCUGAAAGUAGGAAAAAGAAUGCUCCUUCACUUCCCAAACAAGGACCCUUCAAAAUCUCCUCAUCUACUCUCUCAACAAGAGGCCAGUUCAAUUCCUUUCUCUUCAACCCAACUCCCUUACCUUCUUGACUUGUUCUCUUUCUCUAAGGACUCUCCACAAGCCAAAGCAAUAGCAUAUACCCUAAGAGAAUGUGAAUUUAAACCCAUCAAAGGAGAGACCAAACUAUGUGCUACCUCCUUAGAGUCCAUGCUCGAUUACGCCCGUUCGAUUUUCGGAUCAGACACCCCCUUCAAGGUUGUAACCACAAACUAUCUCUCAAAGCCAACUAAGGAUUUGCAAAAUUAUACGAUCCUGGAAAGGCCUAGAGAGGUCUCUGCUCCACAAGUUAUACCAUGUCACAAAAUGCCUUAUCCUUAUGCAGUGUUCUUUUGUCAUACACAGAAGAGUAAGAACAGACUGUUUGAGGUUUUAGUUGGUGCAGAGAAGGGGGAGAGAGUGCAAGCUGUUGCUGUUUGUCACAUGGACACCUCUGAAUGGAAUACUGAUCACCCUUCAUUUGCUGUGCUUGGAAUUAAGCCUGGAACUCAGCCUGUUUGCCAUUUCAUCCCUGUUGAUAAUCUGGUUUGGGUGCCUUCGAGUGGUUAACUACCCUUAUAAAGUUUCCUUGUUAUCUCGAUCAGAGGCAGAGACGUAUUUUUAUGUCAAAUAUUGUGCUCUUGGGUGUAAGAAACACCCAUAUUUUGUGCAUUACAGAGAAUAUUAUUGUUUAUAGACAGUCAAAAUUGUUUUGAAGUUUGGAUUUUCCUUUCUGUUAUUGUGAUCAUCGCCAUCAAUUAGUUUUAUUGUUUGUUUA
Molecule: messenger RNA, 1920 nt
Organism: Tripterygium wilfordii
Lineage: Eukaryota; Viridiplantae; Streptophyta; Magnoliopsida; Celastrales; Celastraceae
Product: BURP domain-containing protein BNM2A-like
Exons: 6
Coding region: 798-1712 (304 amino acids)
Source: RefSeq, a predicted model, not a curated record